Yamadazyma jaroonii is the source of this 939-nucleotide messenger RNA. Lineage: Eukaryota; Fungi; Ascomycota; Pichiomycetes; Serinales; Debaryomycetaceae. The record is from the annotation of a GenBank genome assembly.
AUGGGCAAACCAAAAUACAUUUUACUUGUCAGACAUGGAGAGUCUGAAGGAAAUCUCGAUAAAACCGUCAACUCCGUCACAGCCAACCAUCUCAUCCCUUUAACAUCCACUGGUCAUAAACAAGCUCAAGAUGCUGGGAAAGUUCUAAGACAAUUCCUUAACCAAGAUAUUCUUCAAUGUAGCAAAGGCCAAAAGAAACAAUCGAUCCUUUUUUACACAUCGCCAUAUAAACGAGCUCGUCAAACAUGUGACAAUAUUAUUGAUGGGAUCAAAGAUGUUGAUGGGGUUGAGUAUAGCGUUAAGGAAGAACCUCGAAUGAGAGAACAAGAUUUUGGGAACUUUCAAAGUACUACGGAGGAAAUGGAAAAGAUUUGGGAAGAGAGAGCCCACUAUGGACAUUUCUUCUUCAGAAUUCCCCAUGGGGAAAGUGCAGCCGAUGUGUACGAUAGAAUUUCAAGUUUUAAUGAGAGUUUAUUCCGACAAUUUCAAAAUCCUGACUUCCCUAAUAUCUUAGUAUUAGUAACUCAUGGUAUAUGGGCCAGGGUAUUUCUUAUGAAAUGGUUUCGAUGGACUUAUGAAGAAUUUGAGACCCUUAGAAAUAUUCCUCAUUGUCAUUUCCUUAUCAUGAAACGUGAUGAUAAGCAGUAUACGUUAAAGACUCCCUUAAAAACUUGGGACGAUUUUGAUGAUGAUGAGAUUGAGAAUAAUAAGGAUAUUGAUAAGGAGAUAAGGGAUGAGAUAAAUUUUAACUCCGCUUUCCAAUUGAAAUCGAAUUUGAAUGAUUUGGAUAUUCAAAGUAUUAUCCAAGCACAGAAAAAGGCUAUUAAGAACACGAAGAAGGAUUCUUUGAUCAAGAAAGCUUUUGAGAAGGUGAAAGGAGAUAAGUUUGAGUAUGGAAAUCAGAGUCAGAUCAAUAGUAGUGAGUCUUUGGGUAAAUAG